AUGACACCAGGGGAAAUGGAGAUGGUGGAAGUGUUCACUUCAGAAGGCAAAGGCAGGGGGUUGAAAGCAGCCAAGGAAUUCUGGGCUGGGGAUGUCAUCUUCGCGGAGCCAGCCUACGCUGCGGUAGUUUUUGACAGCCUCACUCAUCUGGUCUGCCACACCUGCUUUAAAAGGCAGGAGAAGCUCCACCGCUGUGGUCAGUGUAAGUUUGCCCACUACUGUGAUCGAACCUGCCAGAAGGACGCCUGGCUGAACCACAAACAUGAAUGCUCUGCCAUCAAGGCGCAUGGGAAAGCGCCCAACGAAAACAUCAGGCUGGCAGCCCGCAUCAUGUGGAGGAUAGAGCGAGAGGGAGGUGGCCUUACGGAGGGCUGCCUGGUCUCCAUCGAUGACUUGCAGAACCACGUGGAGAACUUCGGAGAAGAGGAGAAGAAAGAGCUGAGAGCCGACGUGGAGAGUUUCCUCAACUUCUGGCCCCCCCAGAGCCAGCAGUUUGGCAUGCAGUACAUCUCUCAUAUAUUCGGAGUGAUAAACUGUAAUGGCUUCACCCUGAGUGACCAAAGGGGACUGCAGGCUGUCGGCGUGGGCGUCUUCCCCAAUCUCUGCCUGGUGAACCAUGACUGCUGGCCUGACUGCACCGUCAUAUUCAACAACGGCAAUCAUGAGGCUGUAAGAUCAAUGUUCCACACACAGAUGAGAAUCGAGCUGCGUGCGCUGGGUAAGAUCUCACCUGGGGAAGAGCUGACUGUCUCCUAUGUCGAUUUCCUCAAUGUCAGCGAAGAGCGGAGGCAGCAGCUGCAGAAGCAGUACUAUUUUGACUGCACGUGUGAGCACUGCCAGAAAGGGAUCAAAGAUGAUCUGAUGCUGGCUGUAAAAGAAGGUGAAAACAAGCCCUCCCAAGACGUAGUGAAGGAAGUUCUCCAGUUCUCCAAGGACACCCUGGAGAAGAUCAACAAGGCCCGCUCCGAGGGGGUCUACCAUGAAGUUGUGAAGCUCUGUCGUGAGUGUCUGAAGAAACAAGAGCCCGUACUGGGAGACACUAACAUCUACCUGCUGAGAAUCCUGAGCAUCGCUUCGGAAGUGCUCUCCUACCUCCAGAUGUUCGAGGAAGCAUCAAGCUAUGCAAAGAGGAUGGUUGAUGGUUACAUGAAAAUAUACCAUCCCAACAAUGCGCAGUUAGGGAUGGCAGUGAUGCGGGCAGGGGUGACCCACUGGCAUGCCAGUCUCAUUGAAUCAGGGCAUGGCAUGAUCUGCAAAGCCUAUGCUAUUCUUCUGGUGACCCAUGGACCUACCCACCCAAUCACCAAAGACCUGGAGGUCAUGCGUGUCCAGUCAGAAAUGGAGCUGCGCAUGUUCCAACAGAAUGAGUUCAUGUAUUACAAAAUGAGAGAAGCAGCCCUGAAGAACCAGAAGAUCCAAGUUAUGGCUGAGCCCACCAAUGAAGUGCCAUCAGGCCUCUUCCACACAAAGAAGUAA
Emys orbicularis (European pond turtle) is the source of this 1476-nucleotide messenger RNA. RefSeq names its product SET and MYND domain containing 1 (gene SMYD1). The transcript has 10 exons. The record is from RefSeq and is a predicted model, not a curated record. Gene Ontology annotation, molecular function: protein binding; histone H3K4 methyltransferase activity. Gene Ontology annotation, cellular component: nucleus. Bases 1 to 1476 code for a protein of 491 amino acids. Lineage: Eukaryota; Metazoa; Chordata; Testudines; Emydidae.